GCACCACAGGACGACUGCAAUCGAGUUACUGAAUGAGCUGCAGAAGAUCUUCACUCCGAUUGCCGCAUCAGAUGGAGCCGAAGAUGGAAUUAAGAGCCAGCUGGAAAACUACAAAACCGAAAAGCAGCAAAUUUUAGAAACCAAAAAGCCAGAAAACAUUGUCACCCAAGCGAUCCUCCUCGGCACGAAAAUAUUAGCCGUCAACGAGAGUCAGGACAAGGAAUUCCGGAAAUCCAGACCAUACGAGGGCCGCUUAGUCCCCGACACCCUCUCCUCGGAAAUGGCCCGGGUGCGGAGAAUGGAAGCAGCGUCCGAUAGAGCGGCGAGGAAGCGGGAGAAGAGUUUGUUUGACGAUAGUAGCAGCAGUGAAGAACAAAGUGAGGACUCGGAGCUUGACGAGUUUUCAAACUUCUGCAGUGCAAUGCCUGCAGUCGUGUCUACUGGAAGAACACUGAGGGACAUCAAGGCUAAUCGACGGGCUGCCGCUGCGCGGUUCAAUCGUGGAAAGUACUGGUCUCCGGUAGAGGCUGAAGCUGAACCCGAUGCGCUGCAUCAUCAAACCGGCAGUGUUGAAGGAGGACCUUCUGUUGUAAAUAACUUGAUGGCGUCGUGCACCACAGGAACUACCGCCGUUGCGCACUACAACUACAUCACGUGGGGAGAAG
Amoebophrya sp. A120 is the source of this 665-nucleotide messenger RNA. The record is from the annotation of a GenBank genome assembly. NCBI's taxonomy places the organism in Eukaryota, Dinophyceae, Syndiniales, Amoebophryaceae.